AUGUCGUCACCCCCGUACAACGCCUUGACGCUCUACACGGCCGGCACGCCAAAUGGAUUAAAACCAGCCCUGGUCCUCGAAGAACUGGAUCUCAAGUACGACGUCAAGCCCAUCAACAUCAUGAACAACGACCAGAAACAGGACUGGUUCCUGGCGAUCAACCCGAACGGACGCAUCCCGGCGCUCAAGGACGGCGAUUUACGCGUCUUUGAGAGCGGGGCCAUCAUGCUAUACUUGACGGAUAUGUAUGACCGGGACAAAAAAUUCACGUACGAGUACGGUACGGCGCUGUACUACGAGAUGAUGAGCUGGUUGAUGUUCCAGAUGGGCGGGAUCGGGCCGAUGCAAGGCCAAGCGAACCACUUCCGCGCCUUCGCUCCCGUGUAUUCGGCCUACGGGAUCAAACGGUACCUCGACGAAACGAAGCGUCUGUACGGCGUGCUGGAAAUCCGUCUGUCCAAGGCCGACUGGCUCGCUGGGGACAAGUACACCGUGGCGGAUAUGGCGAAUUACUCGUGGGUGCGUGCGGGACCGCCGUUCUUGGAUAUCGAUAUCGCCGAGUUUCCGGGCGUCGAGAGGUGGCUGAAGCGCAUCGAGGAGAGACCGGCUGUGCAGAGGGCGAGGAAGGUUCCUGAUACGGGUCGGAGUGAGGAGGAGAUGAUUAAGAUGGUGCAGGGCGCCAAGGAGAGGGUCGACUCCUUGAAGGGCACGGGUAAGGACGAGCCUUCGAAGAUAUAG
Cladophialophora yegresii CBS 114405 is the source of this 738-nucleotide messenger RNA. RefSeq lists its product as uncharacterized. The coding region runs from base 1 to 738 and encodes 245 amino acids. The record is from RefSeq and is a predicted model, not a curated record. The transcript has 2 exons. NCBI's taxonomy places the organism in Eukaryota, Fungi, Ascomycota, Eurotiomycetes, Chaetothyriales, Herpotrichiellaceae.